Molecule: messenger RNA, 1458 nt
Organism: Bombus terrestris (buff-tailed bumblebee)
Lineage: Eukaryota; Metazoa; Arthropoda; Insecta; Hymenoptera; Apidae
Gene: Seipin
Product: seipin
Exons: 3
Coding region: 215-1228 (337 amino acids)
Biological process (GO): lipid droplet organization; lipid storage
Cellular component (GO): endoplasmic reticulum membrane
Source: RefSeq, a predicted model, not a curated record
AUAUAUGUACUCUGAUAUCAAUACUACCAAUUUUAAGAAAAGUAAAAGUUGAAAUGCAGUUAACCUAUAUUUUACUGCUGAAUUAUUUAAAAAACAAAUUAACUGAUCGAUAAAUGGCUUAUCUUAUCUUGUGUAGCGAUUUUUGAAAGCUCAAUUAAAAUUGCGUAGUAUUUGGAUUAACUUGUAACUUUAAGUACAUCAAAUUUCGUUUACAAUGUUAAUUUCGAGGUUAUCAGAACAAGUUUAUAAAAAGUUAUUUCAUGUGCAGAAUAAAACAAAGAGAGGUGCACAAUCUGCUAGAGAUGUACUUAUAAGUGGCGGAAUUAUUAUUAUUAGUGGGAUCGUUAUUGUUUGGUUAUCUGUGUUUCUUUACACAGCAUUUUAUUAUGCCUAUGUACCGAGCAUCUCAUAUGUACGGCCAGUGCAUCUGCAAUUCAAAUCAUGUAAUGAAGAAAAAGGGAUUUGUAGCUUUCCAUCAGCAUAUGUGCAAUUAACAAAUAAACAACAGCUUUUAAUGGUUGGCCAGCCAUAUAAAGUUAAUUUACAUCUAGAAAUGCCAGAGUCACCAGCCAAUAAAGCACUUGGUAUGUUCAUGGUUUGUGCUCAAUUACGCAGCAGAGAUGGUUUUCUCCUAGAACAUGCAUGUAGAUCUACCAUGUUACAUUACCGUAGCACAUUAUUACAUGCACUUACAACACUUACAUUUUCACCUAUGAUGAUUUUUGGCACUACAGAGGAAAAACAAAAUAUAGUUCUUGAAUUAUUUGAUAAUUUCGAAGAAAACCAAAAUCAUCCAGUUACAAUUAUUUAUAUCGAAAUACAAUCAAGACAUAUUGAAUUUUACUCUGCAAGUAUUACGAUAAAUGCACACUUAUCGGGUCUACGCUAUUUAAUGUUUCAUUGGCCGAUUCUAUCUGGUAUUGUUGGCAUCGGUACAAAUUUGUUUUUCAUAGCACUUGUAUGUACCCUUUGCUAUCUUCAUUUUACCAUUUAUGAAGACUCUGGAGAUGAUGGUUUCAAUUAUGAAGAAGGUAAAAAGGUUGAAGAAAAACAAGAAUAUAACAAAGAAUUAAAUACAGAAGAAGAAAGAGAACAUAAAGCUACAAAUGAUCGUAAGUUACUUGUUGAGUUAUAUUCUUUUGAUAAAUUAAGUAUAAUUGAACUGACUUAUUUUUUAAAGAAUCAUCACAUUCGUCAUCAUCAGAAGGUAUUGCUGCAUCUUAUAUAGUACAACAUCUUGUUAAGUCUACAAAAGAAUCUCACCCCUCUCGUAUUGAAUUAAUAAAAUAAUCUACAUUCCAUAAUGCAAAUUAUAUGACAAUAUUAUAUGUGUACAAACGUAGCUUAUAAGUGUAAUUGAAAAAAAUAUAUGUACAUUAUAAAAAUAUUUAUUUUUCUGUACUUAAAUAUUUUAUUUACUUCUAUUGUAAUUGAAGUAUAUUAAAAGUGUUUAUGAUA